This is a messenger RNA of Jatropha curcas, 1549 nucleotides long. Its product is annotated as Leucine-rich repeat (LRR) family protein. The record is from RefSeq and is a predicted model, not a curated record. Gene Ontology annotation, molecular function: protein binding. Lineage: Eukaryota; Viridiplantae; Streptophyta; Magnoliopsida; Malpighiales; Euphorbiaceae.
CCUUACAUAAGCAGGCAAAGCUCAUUAACUUAACUACCUUAAAAAACUUAAACUCAAACACUAAGCUAUGGCUUCAUUUUGGCUUAAUCCUAUUCGUUCCCUUGCCUUAUUAGUACUCUUAUUAUUACACUCAUCUCUCCUUUUUAAUAAUGUAGCUUCAAAACAUACCCUCUCUUCUGCACAUCAUCAUCACCACCGAUCUCACCCUCAUUCUUCUGCUUCAAACCCAAGACUCAAACGAGCUUAUAUCGCGCUUCAGGCAUGGAAAAAAGUAAUCUUUUCUGAUCCUCACAAUUUCACAUCCAACUGGGUUGGUCCGAAUGUAUGCAAAUAUAAUGGUGUUUAUUGUGCAGCUGCAGUUGAUGACCCUACAAUUAAAGUUGUUGCUGGUAUAGACCUAAAUUUUGUUGAUAUAGCAGGUUUUCUUCCCGUCGAGAUAGGCCUUUUAUGUGAUCUUGCACUCAUCCAUUUAAAUAGCAAUAGAUUUUGUGGUCUUAUCCCAGAAAGUAUAGCUAACCUUACACUUCUCUAUGAGCUUGAUCUAAGUAAUAACAGAUUUGUGGGUCUUUUUCCUUCUGCUGUGCUUUCACUUCCUAUGCUGACCUACUUAGACCUUCGUUACAACGAGUUUGAAGGGCCAUUGCCUCCUGAACUUUUCCAGAAAAAACUGGAUGCAAUAUUCAUUAAUAACAAUAGAUUUGCUAAUGUGAUUCCAUCUUUUCCAACUGGAAGUACAGCUUCUGUUAUUGUAAUAGCUAACAAUAAGUUUGGAGGCUGUCUGCCACCGAGCAUAGCGAAUUUUGCAGAAACUUUAGAAGAGUUGCUGUUAAUUAAUACUAGCUUGACAGGGUGUUUGCCACCAGAAGUAGGUUACCUCUACAAUUUGAGACUGUUGGAUGUCAGCCAUAACAAUAUAGUUGGUUCUAUACCUUAUAGCCUCGCAGGGUUAUCUCAUUUGGAGAUAUUAAAUUUAGCUCAUAAUAUGAUGGAUGGAAUUAUCCCUUCUGGAGUUUGUAUACUACCAAAUUUGUCCAAUUUUACUUUCUCUUACAAUUUCUUCUGUGAAGAAGAAGGCAUAUGCAUGAAUCUGACAGCUAAAGGCAUUGCUUUUGAUGAUCGUCGCAACUGUUUACCAGACAAGCCACUGCAAAGAAGCAAGGAAGAAUGUAACCCAGUAAUCGAGCAUCCUGUAAACUGCUACGAGCAGCGGUGUUCUGCUGGUGGCAGAAAUUUUGGUGGCGGUGUAGCUCCCGUUGGUCCAGCGAUAGCACCUGCCGCCACUCCUUUGUUGUCACCUGGUAUUGCUCCUAGUUCUACGUAAUUAAUCUUGUAAUACAGUUUCCAUAAGAUCAAAAUAAGUUUCAAUAUUCAGUCUGCAGGCGACCUUGUAAAUAAGUUUUUAUAUGAAUUUAGAACAUGAAUGUAUAUACUGCUUGAAAAAACUGGGGUGCUUUACCACCUAGAAACUUUGUAACCAUUUCCUUUUCUUCAAGAUAGGCUUGUAAAUGAAAAGCAUAUUAUCUUUAUUUGCUAUACAAAAUUACACUCA